Messenger RNA from Colletotrichum graminicola M1.001, 1686 nucleotides. RefSeq lists its product as uncharacterized. The transcript is spliced from 6 exons. The record is from RefSeq and is a predicted model, not a curated record. Bases 1 to 1686 code for a protein of 561 amino acids. Lineage: Eukaryota; Fungi; Ascomycota; Sordariomycetes; Glomerellales; Glomerellaceae. Gene Ontology annotation, molecular function: monooxygenase activity.
AUGUCUAUCCCAGAGUACGCAAAAGUUCUCAUCAUCGGCGGUGGCCCAGCCGGGUCGUAUGCUGCCUCGGCAUUGGCUCGGGAAGGAAUCGAGGCUGUCGUCCUCGAAGGCGACAAGUUCCCCAGAUACCAUAUCGGAGAGAGCAUGCUCCCAUCCUUGCGCCACUUCUUCAGAUUUGUUGACCUCGACGAGACAUUCGUUCAGCACGGCUUCUACAAGAAGAUCGGUGCCGCAUUUGUGUUGAACAACAAGGACCCAGCUUACACCGACUUCAUCGGUGCCGGUGGCCCGAAUGCUUAUUCCUGGAACGUCAUCCGUUCUGAGUCCGAUGAGCUCAUCUUCCGGCACGCGGGCAAGAGCGGCGCACAAAUCUUCGAUGGCGUCAAGGUCUCGACCAUAGAGUUCACGCCACACGAGGGCCCGACCACUGCCGAUGAAAAGACCGUGGAUCCUGGCCGCCCUGUGUCGGCUACCUGGACGCGUAAGGAGUAUGGCACUACGGGCGUGAUCAAAUUCGACUAUCUCAUCGACGCCAGUGGCCGUCUGGGCAUUAUGAGCACCAAGUACCUCAAGAACCGCCACUUCAACCAGGGUCUCAAGAACGUUGCCAGCUGGGGCUACUGGAAGGGUGCCGGACGGUACGGUGUCGGGACGCCACAGGAGGGUGUUCCGUACUUCGAGGCUCUAUCAGAUGGUAGCGGCUGGUGUUGGUUCAUCCCUCUGCACAACGACACCGUGUCGGUGGGCGUGGUCAUCAACCAGGAGGUCGCUACCCGCAAAAAGAGAGAGAUGGGAUCUCCAGGUGGCAAGGCUUUCUAUCUGGAAAUGCUGAAGGCCGUGCCCAGAAUCCUUGGACCAAUGCUCAAGGACGCCUCGCUCGUUACUGACGAGAUCAAGUCCGCUUCCGACUGGUCCUAUAGCGCCUCGUCUUAUGCAAGCUACAACACCCGCAUCGUCGGUGACGCCGGUUGCUUCAUCGACCCUUUCUUCUCAUCGGGUGUUCAUCUGGCUGUUGCUAGCGGACUUUCGGCUGCCGCAACUAUCUGCGCCUCGAUCAAGGGCCAGUGUACCGAGCACGAAGCUCUCGAGUGGCACUCGAAGAAGGUUUCUGAGGGCUACACCCGCUUCCUGCUCAUUGUCCUGAGCGCACUCAAGCAGAUCAGAGAGCACGACGAACCUGUACUCAGCGACUGGGAUGAGCAAGGUUUCGAGCGUGCAUUCGCCCACUUCCGACCUAUCAUUCAAGGAACAGCCGACACCCAUGGCAAGCUUACUCAAGAAGAGGUUACCAAGACAGUUGACUUUUGCUUAAGCGCCUUUGCUCAGCCCGUGGACGCCGCCAAGCGCGAAGCUGUCCUGAAGCGAGUUGAGGACCUUCAGAUUUCCGGCCGCGCCAAGAGCCACAAGGAACUCGAGGCAUACCUCACGCCUGAUGAGAUGCGCAUCCUCAACACUGUGCGUGCUCGAGAGAUGGUGCGUUCUGAGGACACUGUUAACAUCGACACCUUCACCUCUGACACCAUCGACGGCCGUGCCCUGAACAUGGUUCACGGCUCUCUCGGCCUCAUCUCCGCGGAAGAGGCUGCUAAGAAGGCGGUUAAGAAGUCCGGCGACCUUCUGGGUCAAAUGAUGGGUGAAGACAAGAAGCUGGCCCAGGCUUCGGUGACCCCAGUCGCAAGCAACUGA